GUGGCUGUUGGCCCGCGUCCCGGCGAGCUGUUUCAAAGAAGCGGCCGCCACUGCGGCGAUUUGGCAAGCCCCGCAGCGUCCUCCCAGCCCCAGUGAUGGCUCACGAAGCAAUGGAAUAUAACCUUCAUGGGCAGUUAGACCAUAAUGUUGCAGAACAGCCUGUUCCUGCUGAAGUGGUCAUCAGCCUAGAGGGACCACCCGUGCUCCAGCCUCUACCUGCAGAAGUGGUCAUCAGCCAAGAGGGACCACCCGUGCUCCAGCCUCUACCUGCAGAAGUGGUCAUCAGCCAAGAGGGACCACCCGUGCUCCAGCCUCUACCUGCAGAAGUGGUCAGCAGCCAAGGGGGACCACCCCUGCCCCAGCCUGCUCCUGAUGGAGAGGCCAGCAGCCAGGUGGGGCUGGACCUGCUCCAGCCUGCUCCACACGUUUCUGUUGGCCUGACAGAGGAAGGGGAGCUGUUGGGAGAAGGUCGUGUGGAGAGCAUUAAUCCAGGAGCUUUGGAGGAGCAUAGUCAGCGAUCUCGUGUUAACCACCCUGUCCAAGUGUCUUCAUUGGAUUCAAUGAACAGCUUCAUCAGUGGGCUGCAGAGACUUCAUGGCAUGCUGGAAUUCCUGAGACCUCCAUCAGACCAUAACGUGGGACCAGUGAGAUCCAGAAGGAUGAGAGGAUCUUCACGCAGGUCAAGAACUACAGGGUCACAGAGGACAGACAGUACCAGGUCCAGAGCACCAUUGGAUGCCUACUUUCAAGUGAGCCGGACCCAGCCUCAUUUGCCAACCACCUCCCAUGAUUCAGAGACCAGAAAUCCUGUUUCUGAAGACUUGCAGGUCUCAAGUAGUUCCAAUUCUGACAGCGAUAGCUCCACAGAGUUUGAAGAAGUUGUUGCCCAGGCAGAGGAGACUAGAGCUGCUGUUUUAGAAGAGCAAGUAGGAGGUUCCUCAGCACAGCAAGAAGUUACCUGUAUCAGUGGAGGAGAGACCUUCCCCAAACAGUCUCCCCAGAAGACGGACCCCCUUCUACCUUCUGUUCCUAUGGAUGAUGAAGAAGGGGACACUUGCACAAUAUGUUUGGAGCACUGGACCAAUGCUGGGGAUCACCGCCUCUCAGCAUUACGCUGUGGGCACCUCUUUGGGUAUAAGUGCAUUUCUAAGUGGCUAAAGGGACAGGCACGAAAAUGCCCCCAGUGCAACAAGAAAGCCAAGCAUAGUGACAUCGUCGUUCUUUAUGCCCGAACCCUAAGAGCUCUGGACACUAGUGAACAAGAGCACAUGAAAAGUUCCUUACUAAAGGAGCAGAUGCUAAGGAAGCAGGCGGAGUUAGAAUCAGCACAGUGCCGGCUCCAGCUUCAAGUACUCACUGACGAAUGCAGCAAGCUUCAUAGUCGUGUCCAGGACUUGCAGAAACUUAUCGUGCAGCAUCGGGAGCAGAUUUCACAGCACCCCAGGGGCUCCCAAGCAUGUUUCCCAAACUGCCUGCCCUCCAGCCAGAGCCAGCACAAGUACCAUUUCCAGAAGACCUUCACAGUGUCUCAGACAGGAAACUGCCGAAUCAUGACAUACUGUGACACUCUGAGCUGCCUGGUGAUGUCACAGCCUUCCCCUGAGGCCUCCUUCCUGCCAGGCUUUGGCGUUAAGAUGUUGAGUACUGCCAACAUGAAAAGCAGUCAGUACAUUCCCAUGCAUGGCAAACAGAUCCGAGGACUGGCUUUCAGUAGUCGGUCCAAAGGCUUACUACUCUCGGCUUCCCUAGACAGCACUGUGAAGCUAACCAGCCUGGAGACAAAUACAGUGGUCCAGACAUAUAAUGCAGGACGUCCUGUCUGGAGCUGCUGCUGGUGUCUUGAUGAAAGUAAUCACAUCUAUGCCGGACUGGUCAAUGGUUCGAUUCUGCUCUAUGACCUUCGAAACACGAGCUCUCAUAUCCAGGAGUUAGCACCCCAGAAAGCCAGAUGCCCGCUGGUGUCCCUAUCCUACAUACCCAGAGCUGCCUCAUCUGCAUUUCCAUAUGGUGGGGUGUUGGCUGGAACUUUGGAGAACGCUUCCUUCUGGGAGCUAAAAAUGGGCUUUUCUCAUUGGCCUCAUAUGCUGCCCAUGGAGCCAGGGGGCUAUGUAGACUUUCAGACAGAGAGCAGCACACGGCACUGUCUUGUGACCUAUAGGCCUGAUAAAAAUCACAACACUUUACGAAGUGUGCUGAUGGAGAUGUCCUACAAGUUGGAUGAUGCUGGAGAGCCAGUCUGUAUCUGCCAUCCUGUACAAACGUUCCUUGGGGGACCCACUUGCAAACUACUGACCAAAAGUGCCAUUUUCCAAAACCCAGAGAAUGAUGGCAGCAUCCUGGUGUGUACUGGGGACGAAGCAUCAAAUUCUGCCUUGCUGUGGGAUGCUGGCAGUGGCUCGUUGCUGCAGGAACUGCAGGCUGGCCAGCCUGUCUUGGACAUCUGCCCAUUUGAGGUGAACCACAGUAGCUACUUAGCUACCUUAACAGAGAAGGUGGUCCACAUCUAUAGGUGGGAGUGACCGUGUCUGGAACUUAGCAGGCAUGCUGCCGGUUUAUAUCAGAUGUUUACUAGCAGCUAGAAGCCCUGACCAAGAUUUCUGCUUAUUACCUGUGGUCUAGAACUUCUGGGAUCAUGAUUCCUUUGGGUUGAUGUAACUCUAAGACUCCAGGUCACUGAAACACUACAGUAUAAUUGCAGCGUCCAUCGAAAAAGUGACGGGUACUCCCAUCUACAUUAUUCAUGUCUUGGGUUAAAAUCCUUCGUGAAUCUGUUGGGAAGCUCUAUUUCUGAUCAGAUGUUCUGCUGGACCUCAUUUAGGAUAUGAGUACGCCAAGCAUUUUCUGAAGGAUGUGACACCCGCCUAAGUGGUCUGGUCACUUGAGCGCUAUGACUUGGGAAUGAAUGCUUAUAUCCCAGAAGGGACUAACCAUCUUCAUGUUGCUUGGAUGCACCAUGGAUGCAGAAGAGUCUUCAGUUGAACACAAGAGGGCACUCUACAACCUGGUGAAGAAUUUGCUCUAUUUCUGACCUUGUGUGUUGACAACCUUUUAGUAACUUGGUCUCAUCUCUGCAGAAGUGUGUGGUAGAACACAUCUGGUCUGCUUUGUGGCAGCAACAGAUCUACUCCAGAUGUGCAGUGCCAGGAUAUUGGCCAGGCCGGAGAUGGAGGCAGCUGAUAAUCUUACCCUUUCCUAAUGCUGAGUGCAUUAAGUUCAUCACAUUGUAGGAGCCAAGGAAAGGGACCAGUUGUUUGAGCAGUGGAGAAGCCUCAUUUUUUCUACGUAGCGUGGCACUUCGUGAUUGGUUUUAUAUAAGCGAAUGCCCUGAAAAACCACUCCUUUUCCCUCACACUAGGAAAAGAUGAGUGAUAUGUCAAAGCUCUUACUCGAGUCUCCUAGUAAAAGAGAUCAAGAGCAAAGGGCUAACCAAGAGAAGCUUACAAAAAGAGAAGCUGCUUAGACCACCCCUGAAAACAGGAGAAGGGCAUGUCUCUUCCCUUUUGAAAGAGUUCCUGAGUAGAGCCAACCUCUAAAAGUAAGAGGUCUAUUCUUGAGCAUCUUUAGAGUUCCCAGGUAGAGCCUUCCUCAUGUGAAACGGAUGUUUGGCUUUAGCUUUCUCUGAUAUGCCUCCCUUCCUAACCUUUUUUAAGAAGUGUUGUUAGAAAAAUAGUUAUGCUCAGGAAGAUAAUAGAGGUUGGAAGCUGGUGUGGAUUGCAAGGAGAAGCCUGCCAGCUCUUAUUCCAACCGUGGACUGUCCACCAUCGUGAGCUGCACUUCUCCAGUAGAGGGUUCACUUUCGCUUGUCUUUCGCUUUGCCUACCUCUACUCUGCUAAGCCACAGUCCACAACAGAACAGGCCUCAGGUAUGGGGGUCAGUGCCCUGUUCUUAGAAACAGUAUGGCCCACAGUGUGACUUUCUUAAAUAAUUGUUCUGGAAAUGUUAUUUUUUUAAUUUUAAAACAGUGCCGGCCUGGCACCUCCUGAGCUAUUGCCAGCAUUUCUCACCAGCCAAGGGGUUAUUGCAGUAGAUUUCCCCAGAGUUCCAAGUUGUAGUUGUGCCUUUUAAAGAAUGUCCUCCUAUUUUAAUACAUCUUUCAAAAGCCAGUUUCCAGAGCCUGGGAAAGAACUUCCUUUUCUCAGAAGAGACAACUCCUUUCAAUAUGUUGAUGAUUCAGAAUGACUACCCGGGCUUAGAGCAUCAGUGGCAGAGAGGGAUUUGGAUUAAAGAGCAGAACUCCUCUGGUUUCAGAAGAUUGUUAGAGACUAUGCAGUUGGCUGGGACAAAACCUGGAGCGGGUUUAGGAUGAGACUCGGGCUGAAAGUACACUCAGCUGAUGCUGAUCGGCUCCCCCGAGCAUAGGAACCAAGGGACUUGUUACCACAGAAGUUAGGUGAAUCUCAGGUCUUGCCAAUUCUUGCAUUCCUCCAGUAAAUAUGAGUGCUUAAGAAACAAAUUGAUGUAGCUUUAACUGAUUUCUUCAAAGGAAAAGACUUUGCCCCCAGCCACCCUAGCCCUGCUCCCUUCAGCCUGCAAGGGAGGACGUCUGGAGACCCCAGCCCUGGGCUCUCCUGCAGCACCAGGCUCUGCCCCAACAUGUUGCCUCACCCCUGUCUCUAAGGUGGUUUUCCCAUUUGAGAGUUUGGAGUUAAGGAGACUUAAAAUACCUUGUACCUACUUUGACAAACAAGGCCGUGGGAUCUCUGUUCAUGUUCUGUGUUUUAAUGUUUGUGUACAUGUUAAUAUGAAAAUAAAGCAUUUGCCGUGUGUAAGA
Nyctereutes procyonoides (raccoon dog) is the source of this 4772-nucleotide messenger RNA. RefSeq names its product ring finger and WD repeat domain 3 (gene RFWD3). Gene Ontology annotation, molecular function: protein binding; ubiquitin protein ligase activity. Gene Ontology annotation, biological process: interstrand cross-link repair; protein ubiquitination; double-strand break repair via homologous recombination. Gene Ontology annotation, cellular component: site of double-strand break; nucleus. The record is from RefSeq and is a predicted model, not a curated record. The coding region runs from base 96 to 2519 and encodes 807 amino acids. The transcript has 13 exons. Lineage: Eukaryota; Metazoa; Chordata; Mammalia; Carnivora; Canidae.